AUGGUUUCCCACACUCGUUUCCUCCUCCUCGCCUCGCUGGCUAUCACUUCAUUUGCCGCUCCAUCUCAACGGUGGAAAGGACCACCUCCAUCAGGCUCAGGCGACUGCGGCAAGGCGAUCUACUUGAUCACAAACGACCAAACAAACUCAGUCGUCGCUUUGCCCAUUGGGGCUGAUGGCAAACUGUCGAAUGGAAGUGUGACCGCAACAGGGGGCUCCGGAUCGAACAGCAUCGACAGCUCCAACGGGAUGCCGGCAGCUCCAGAUGCCUUGGUCGCGCAGUCAUCCUUGACGAGAGCUGGAAAUAAAAUUUUCGCAGUCAAUGCAGGUAGCAACACCGUAUCAAUGCUGUCCUUUGACCCUAAGAAUCCCACAUCCCUCAAGCUGGUCGGACAACCUGUGUCUCUCCCAGGACAGUUCCCCAACACGGUCGCGGCAUCGGGCAAGAACAAUCUGGUGUGCGUCGGCACGACAGGUCAGGUCAAUGGAGUUUCGUGUUCGACUUUCUCCGCGCAAGGACUCAGUGCCAUGGAUGAUCUGAGAUCGUUCGACAUCAACCAGACGACCCCACCGAUGGGCCCAUUGAACACCGUUUCGCAGCUCUUCUUCUCCGAAGACGAAUCCCGUCUCUUCGCUACUGUCAAGGGAGACCCGACCGUCAACAACACGGGCUUCUUCUCAGUGUUUCCGGUUCAGGCUCCAGGGUGCAGUGGCGUAGGGACCUUGUCCAUGCAAGACACGCGGAGCUCGCCUGCAGGUACCGCUGUCUUGUUCGGAUCUAAGAUCAUCGAGGGAACCAACAACGUCUUUGUCACGGAUGCGUCAUUCGGCGGUGCAGUACUCUCUGUCGACCCGGCGAGCAACGAGGCCUCACUUGUCGCAAACCAAACCAUCGACGGACAGAAAGCGACCUGUUGGGCCACAAUCUCCAAGAAGACAGGCAGCGCAUUCGUCACGGACGUUGGGGUGAAUCGUCUGGUGGAAAUGAGUCUGACUGAUGCCAGUAUUCUGUCCACCACAGACCUCUCAGCCAAUGGAGACCCGGGCCUCAUUGAUCUGGUUGCGGCAGGGAACUUCAUCUAUGCUCUGUCUCCCGGAAACGGAACCACGCCGGCUGCCGUCAGCGUGGUGGAUGUGUCUGGAGGUCAAGGGUCUGCGAAACUCGUCCAGCACUUCUCCCUCGCGUCGAUGGGUGUGGGGAAGAAUGCUCAAGGCAUGGCUCUGUUUUGA
Exophiala spinifera is the source of this 1230-nucleotide messenger RNA. RefSeq lists its product as uncharacterized. Gene Ontology annotation, molecular function: protein binding. The record is from RefSeq and is a predicted model, not a curated record. NCBI's taxonomy places the organism in Eukaryota, Fungi, Ascomycota, Eurotiomycetes, Chaetothyriales, Herpotrichiellaceae. The coding region runs from base 1 to 1230 and encodes 409 amino acids. The transcript has 2 exons.